Rhinolophus ferrumequinum (greater horseshoe bat) is the source of this 7910-nucleotide messenger RNA. It is a transcript of the gene ADNP2, whose product is annotated as ADNP homeobox 2. The record is from RefSeq and is a predicted model, not a curated record. The coding region runs from base 2104 to 5574 and encodes 1156 amino acids. Gene Ontology annotation, biological process: regulation of gene expression. Gene Ontology annotation, cellular component: nucleus. Gene Ontology annotation, molecular function: DNA binding. Lineage: Eukaryota; Metazoa; Chordata; Mammalia; Chiroptera; Rhinolophidae. The transcript is spliced from 4 exons.
CAAAAUCAUGUAAUCAAUACAUUACUACCAUUGAAUCCUUAGACUCCAUCGAAGUUUUGCCAGUUGUUCUAAUAACAUUUACAGUAAAAGAGUCUAGUUAGAAUUGCACGUUAUAUUUAGUUAUCCAGGCUCUUGCACUCUGGAACAGAUCCUUAGUUUUUCCUUCCAUGUUUUUUUUUUUUUCCCAAAGUGUAUAAUUCAUUGAUUUUUAGUAAAUUUAUAGAGUCACACAGCCAUCACCACAAUCUAGUAUUAGAACAUUUCUAGCAUGCACCCCCAAAAUCCAUUUGCAGUCACUACCUGUUCACACCCCCGGCCAAACCCCAGGCUACUUUCUGUCUGUAGGUUUGUCCUCUCUGGACUCUAUAGAAAUGGGUCAGACAGUAUAAGGACAUCUGCAUCUGUUUUCUUUCACUCAGCCCCAUCUUCUGAGGUCCAUUGGAGUUCCAGUGCGACUCAGUACCUAGUUGCAUUUUAUUGCCAGUGGUAUUCCACUGUGUGGAUCCAUCACAUUUGUGUAUUUGUUCACCAGUGACAGACAUUUGGGUGGUUUCCACUUUUUGGCCAUUGUGAGUAGUGUUACCUUGUCUGAUCCGGACAUUUCUAAAUAUUACAGGCUAGUUGUUUUUUUUUUUUUUAUAGCGUCUCUUAAUUUGGUCUUGUAUGCCAGACUUCUGUGAGUUACUCUUUUUUCGUUGGUUAUCAGUAAGUAUUUCAUGGGGAAGUGCUUGGAAACCAUGAAAAUAUACCAUUUCUCAUCAAACUUGCAAUCUAUUUAAGUAAAUCACCAGGGACUUAAGUUUAUGUUACCAAACCUCCCCAAAACUUUGUGGAAUGAAACAUUUUAUUUAAGCAGCUCAAUAAUUCUUUGUGUCAGGAAUCCAGUCGGGAGUUCAGAUGGCUUCUUUCUAUUCCAGUGUCUGGGGCCUUGAUGUGGGGAGACUCAAAGCCUGGGGUGAUGGGGCAGCGGGGAGCUCUGGAGGACUUUGCAUCACACACCGUUGACUGAUGGGGGACCCCUGCAUGUAGUCUCCACUGGGCUAGUUGAGCUUCCUCAACGUGGUGUCUGGAUUCCCGAGGGCGGGCAGAGGUGUGGUGUUGUUAUGGUCUAGCCGUGGAAGUCACAUGGCAUUUCUUCCGCCACACGUUAUUGGGUGAGGCAGCCACAAGUUCUGCCCAGGUCCUAAGGGUGGGGGUCUAGAUGCCCUCACUUUCUGGGAGGAGUGUCCAAGUCAUAUUUUAAGAGCACGUGGGAUGGGAUAUAUUUUGCAUUAUCUUUGGAAAAUUCAGUGCCACAGGUUAUAAUCCGUUCCAAUCAUUAUUUAUUUGAUGCCCCAAUUGCCCCAUAUUUGGCUUGUAGCAACUUCUUCGAGUUGGCUUCUUUUGAGUCUUUUUGACAUAUACUCUUUAUUCUUUGACUAACUUCCUUAUUUUCCGGCACAAGGUGUUCUAGGCUCAGCUUGCCUUUUCCAUGCUCCAUCCCUAGAGUCAGCCAUUUUUCAAAGGAGCCCGGGUUCCUCUUAAUGCAGAGUGGUGUUUAUAAAAUGAGGUUUGGGCCCAAGGAGUGUCCACUGCUCCUGGGCAGUGUAAUUGCUUCAAGGCUCCUUCAGUGGACAGAGCUACGGAAUACACACAGGUUUCCAACUUUAUUUUUCAUCUAUGCGUAUGUUAAGAGCAAUAACGUCACACCUGUACCUUCUUUUCCAGUCAGGUAUCACAGAGUGUAUUUUAAUUUUACGCCUUUCAGAUAUUUUCAAAACAGCUUUAUUGAGAUGUAAUGUAUAUACCAUACAAUUUGCCUAUUGAAAGUGUACAUACAAUUCAGUGUCUUUUAGUAUAUUCAGAGUUGUGCGACCAUCAUCACAGUCAGUUUUAAACAAUGCCAGUAUUCCAGAAAGAAACCGUGUCCCCUUAGCUAGCACCUUCCAGUUCUCCACAGCCCCAGGCACCCAGGACUCGCCUCUCUGCCUCUAAGAUCUGUCUGUCCUGGACACUUCACGGAAGUGGAGUCAUACAGCUUGUGACCCUUUGUGUCUGGCUUCUUUCCCUCAGCGUGAUGUUCCCCAAGAAUCACCCACGUCAUACAGUGUGAAAUUUUCAAAAAUGUUUCAAAUUCCUGUGGAAAAUCUUGACAACAUCAGGAAGGUACGAAAAAAGGUGAAAGACAUUCUUGUGGAUAUUGGGCUUGACAGCUGCAAGGAGUUGCUGAAGGACCUUAAAGGCUUUGAUCCAGGAGAGAAGUACUUUUAUAACACAUCGUGGGGAGAUAUUGCUCUCUGGGAACCUUCUGGAAAGAAAGUGAGAUACCGAACGAAGCCAUACUGUUGUGGCCUCUGUAAGUACUCCACCAAAGUGCUUACGUCAUUCAAAAACCACCUGCAUCGUUACCAUGAGGAAGAGGCUGACCAGGAGCUGCUGAUCCCCUGCCCAAACUGUGUCUUUUCCUCUCAGCCCAAGGUUGUGGGCAGGCACUUCAGAAUGUUCCACGCACCUGUGCGGAAGGUACAGAGCUACACGGUGAGCAUCCUGGGCGAGACCCGCUCGUCCCGGGGCGAUGUGAUAAGCUUCACGUGCCUGAAGUGUAACUUCUCCAACACCCUGUACUACAGCAUGAAGAAGCACGUGCUGGUUGCCCACUUUCACCACCUGAUCAGCUCCUACUUUGGCCUGCGGACCGAGGCCUUGGCUGAGCCACCGAAAGCCGAUGGCACCCUCUCUGCCGAGAAGACGCCACCCCCCGACAGGUAUUACUGCAAGAAGUGCGAGGCCAGCGCCAGCAGCCAGGACGCGCUGAUGUAUCACCUCCUCACGUCAGACGUGCACAGAGAUUUGGAGAACAAGCUGAGGUCCGUGAUCUCGGAGCACGUUAAGAAGACCGGGCUUUGGAAACAGCUGCACAUAGCCCCCAAACCAGCGGUGCCCACGCCACCAAAUGGCAGUGCCCCGGGCAUCCCGGCCACGUCCUCUUGCUUUCAUCUUGCCUUGCCGCAGAGUGGUCAAAGCCAAGCGGCUGCCCCGCCAGGCCAGGCCACGAUCCAGCCCGUGACGGUGGCCUCAGGCGCUUCUGGAAGCCUUGCCCACUCCCCGCCUGCCGUGGCCAAGCCCCACGUGACUCUCGUCUCCAGCCCCCUGGCAGUUGGCCAAGGCAGCCUCACUCUGCCUCCCGCAGCCCCCCCGCCAGUCUUUCUUUCUCAUGGAGUCCCAAUGAAUCAGUCAGCAAAUCCUCCUGUGUUGCCCCUGACUCAACCAGUUGGGCCUGUCACAAAGCCUGUUGGAGCUGCAGUCCUCCCCAUGAACCCGACCAUCCGCCCAGGAGCUCCAGCCUUCACCCAGCCUGUUGGGCCCAUAAACAGACCUGCUGGGUCUGGAGUUCUCUCUGUAAACAGACCUGCUGGCUCUGCCAUCCUUCCCGUCAGCCCCGCAGUCACCCCCGGGGUUCUCCAGGCGGUCUCACCAGGGCUGAUUUCUGUGAGUCGGACAGUACCGUCGGGUGUUCUUCCUGCAGGCCAAGCGACCCCUGCUGGGGUGAUCCCUUCGGGACAGACAGCAACUUCUGGGGUGCUCCCUGCUGGCCAGAUGGUGCAGUCAGGGGUUCUCCCCAUUGGCCAGACGGCCCCAUCGGGAGUUCUGCCCCCGGGGCUGACGGUGCCAUCACGGGUUCUCCCUCCUGGCCAGACGGUCCCCCUAAGGGUUCUCCCUGCAGGCCAGGUGGUCCCGCCGGGGCUGCUCUCGCCCAGCCAGACAGUCUCAUCAGGCAUUCUCCCUGUGAACCAGGGUGUGAGUUCCGGAGUCGUUCAGCUCGGCCAGCCUGUCAUGUCAGGAGUCCUUCCUGUGAGCCAGCCGGUGCGGCCUGGGAUCCUACAGCUUCACCAGUCUGUGAAUCCGAGCAUUCUGCCUGCAAACCAGCCAGUGAGACCUGGCGCCUCCCAGAACACAACUUUCCUGACGUCGGGCUCCAUCCUGAGACAGCUGAUUCCGACAGGGAAACAAGUGAACGGCAUCCCCACGUAUACACUUGCUCCGGUGUCUGUCACUUUGCCUGUGCCAGCCGCGGGAGUGGCCACCGUCGCCCCCCCACAGGUGCCCGUUCAGCUCCUGCCGUCGGGCGCAGCCGCUCAGGUGGCGGGCUCUGUGGCCAGUGCGCCCUCGCCCCCGGUGCUGGUCGGUGCUGCUCAGAGUGCGCUCGUUCCCGCCGCCGCCUCGGCAGCAGAGGCGGGCCAGGCACUGCGACAGGCCAAGCAGUGGAAGACGUGCCCGGUGUGCAACGAGCUCUUCCCCUCCAACGUGUACCAGGUUCACAUGGAGGUGGCACACAAGCACAGCGAGGCCCAGCCCGCCGAGAAGCCGGAGCCUGAGCGGCUGGCCGCCUGUGCGCCCUUCCUCAAGUGGGUGAGGGAGAAGGCGGUGCGCUGUCUGUCGUGCAAGUGCCCGGUGUCGGAGCCCCAGCUCAUGCAGCACGUGCUCAUGCACGGCUUGGGCUGCCUGCUCUGCCCCAGCACCUUCCAUGACCUCCGGGGCCUUUGCGAGCACAGCAGGACCGUGCACCAGGGGAGGAAGAAGGUGCCCACGGAGUACAGUGACCGAGGCUUCCAGCUGGACGUUGACGCCAACGGCAACCUGCUGUUCCCCCACCUGGACUUUGUCACCACGCUGCCCAGGGAGGAGCUCGGGGAGCGAGAGGUACAUCUGGCGGUGCUGGCGGGCCUCCAUCCCAAGUCGCUGGGGCCCGUGUACAUCCGUGUGAGGCCCCAGCCUGAGGGCGCCUCCGGGAGCCCCGGCCGGAGGGCGCUGACCUGCCCCUUCUGCUUUGGCACCUUUGGGACGCCCGAGGCCUACGAGCUGCACCUGAAGGACAGGCACCACAUCACGCCAACCGUGCACACGAUUUUGAAGUCUCCGGCGUUCAAGUGCAUCCACUGCUGUGGGGUCUACACCGGCAACAUGACCCUGGCUGCCAUCGCCAUCCACCUGCUGCGCUGCAGGAGUGCCCCGAAGGACAGCAGCCCCGACCUGCACUCGCAGCCGAGCUUCAUCGACAACAGUGACCUGGUUGUGGUCAACGGCGAGGUCAUACACGACGCCAGUUUCUCUGUGAAGAGGAAGCUGCCUGACGGCCACCUGGGGCCCGAAGACCAGAGGGCUGUGGAGGAACGGCCUCUGGUCAUAAACACCGACGCAGACCCGGCUCCGGAAAAGGCAACCAGCGUCAUGCCCUUCAAAAGACAAAGGAAUGAAAGCAGGACGGAAGGACCACUGGUGGUUAACGAUGACGCUCUUCAGAUCUUAGCGUUAAACCCCAAAAAAUACGAAGACCGUUCUUACGAAGAAAAGAAGCAGUUUCUCAGAGAUUAUUUCCACAAGAGGCCAUAUCCUAGUAAAAAGGAAAUAGAACUGUUAUCUUCACUGUUAUGGGUGUGGAAAAUUGACGUGGCUUCAUUUUUUGGGAAAAGGAGGUACAUUUGCAUGAAAGCAAUAAGAAACCACAAGCCUUCUGUGCUUUUAGGCUUUGAUAUGUCUGAACUUAAAAAUGUUAGACACAGAUUGAACUUUGAGUACGAACCACAAAACUCGUAAAAAGUUUAGGAAAUUGGUAGUUUUUUUCAAUUGAGAUUUAAAAAAUGUUAUUUUCCUCACUGUAUGUUGAACUAAUCAAUUUCAGUGGUCUUUAUGCUGCUCCUUAGAUGUAUUUCAGGUGCUCUGCAGGACUUCCGUGUGAAGAAGUGAUAGUUCUUUUUCAAAGUUAUUGUUUCCUGCGGUUUGAUUUUGACAUAAUUAAUUUUAGUUUUUUCCUCGGUCAGGUAAAUCAAAUCUUUUGAUAUUUCAUGCACGCCUUGUUUUCCCAGUAGUGUCAGUAUCAUAUGAUAAAAACAAUACGUAUAUUUGUUUUUUCAUUUAAGGAAAUCUCAGCUUGUUUCAGAAUACUUAAUGAACUGCACAUGAGAGCUGCGGUCUCCCUUCCCUCCCUUCCCAAGUAGCUGCAAAUGAUACAGUAACUGUUUAGAGAAGCCAGUGCGCACUGCAGUAACUUAGGCUGCUUUCUUCUUUGUAAGAUAUUUGCUUCUUGGACUCUGAUUUUCGUUUUCCUUUUUUUCAGGUUUGACCUAACAGCUGUUUUUGAUUAUCACUCAUAGAAAACCACAUGUUUUCAUUUGUUAAAAAGUACACUGAAUCUGAAGUCCAGUAUGUAGCCCAUAAGUCAAGAGUUGUUUGACAAAUAAAUUAAUUCUGUAGCUGCAGAAACACUUUUCAGUGUAGACUUUCCCCUCUUUUUGAUAUGGUGAUUAAGUCGUUUCUCCAGUCAAAGGUAAGACAGUAAAUCUUUAGUGCCUUUAGAAUAAACACUGAAACACACACACACACACACACACAUGCACACACAUCCUUCCUUCUAACCUAACUGUUCAGAACUAGUGAAAGGGAAGAACUGUGUUACUCAGGAAUGAAAUUUUUACCCCUGAGUGUGGGUGCUGAAAUGUAAGCAUAGGUUUUCUGGGGCAAGAGGAAGUUUCCAUGGUUGGUCUGUUAAUUUUUGAUGGUUUUCUAGAAGUGAGCGUGUUCCUGUGGGGAAAUAGGCAUCCACACAGCCCAGUGUCGGACUAAUGGACUCCAUUGUGUUAGCGUUCUUUGGACGGUUACACCUCGUUUUCUGUUACUUCUUUCACGUAACAACACAAUAUAAAAGAACUUAAAGCACCAGAACCAGUGAUGGAAACCAGCCAGUUUAGACCUUACAUCACUGCUGGGAUACACAGAGGCACCUGUCCGAUGUAUUUAGAAGGUAUGACUGUCUCUGGGAAGUAAGAUAAUGCUACUCUAUGGAUUUAAAAAUAUACUUGCAUGUGAUUGCUACAAUGUGCAUUUUUGAAGCAAUUGUGAACCUGGUCUGUGGUUGUUGGUGUACUCUGUUGUAAAUUCAAAAAGAGCUUGUUGAAGUUUAUUUUUUUUUUACCUAUUGUUUUCAGAGUGUCUAUUUUGAAUUAAAAUUUGUUAUACCACUGCAAAUAAAACUGUUUAAUUCUUUUAACAGCUAAAACAUCACUGUCACUCAUAGGAAUAAUCUCAAGGUGGAAAUAGAUGCCAUGUUUGUUUUAUCAAAAACAUUACUUGUCAUUGUGAAGAUAACUCAGCAUCACAUCAGAGGGCUAAUUACCAGGGUCAUGAAAUAGGGUCAUGUGGCUAGACUUUCGAGUCUGUAACAGUGGCCCCCAAACGGUCAAAAAGGAAUUUGCCUUUGUGGAUGGAGGCUGGGCUCUCGAGUGGAGGAGGCCCGGUUCGGCUGCUCCAGCGCAGUGAGUGGCUGUCCCUGGUUUCUGCCACCUUCCUGUAUUCAUGCAAAUCAGGGGGUUUCUGUUGGCAUUUGGGGCCUGAUCAUUCUUUGUGGGGGUCACUGUCCUGUCUGCUGCAGGACUGGAGCAGUGUCCCGGGCUCCCCAGUCAGCGCAUCCUCUCCCCGUAAGUCUGUAAGUCGUGAGAGCCGCAAGUGUCAUGGCCAGGUGUCCCUGGGGGGUAGAAUCUGCCUGACGAGUACUGCUGUGAAAGGAAUUCUGAUCUAAUUGUAUUGUAGCUGUAGUUCAGGUCUUGAUGCUGAGCCUUCUUAGAUUAUGCUAAUCACUGGUUAUUAACAAAUUGUUUAGGCUUACAAAUGGAGGCAAAAUUUGAUAUAAGCUGAACUUCUAUCGAUUUGGGAAUGAAAAUUUCGUUCUGCCAGAAAACUGCUUUUAGUUUUAAAAACUUAGGCUGAGUUUUAUUCUCUUACUGGUUUCUAUAACUUGAAUGUUCUCAGACCAGUUCCCUUUCUGUGGUGGUGACAGUCAACAGCUAGAUGUCACACAUUCCUCAACAGGAAGCUUUGCUUUGUAGCAUAACUGCCAACUCCGGCCUCCUGGGAUUCAGACUUCUGUUACGCAGUUA